CCAGCUGCCGUAAAACUGAAAAGAAGAACGUCAAGCGUGCUAACUGUCGUGAAAGCACAUCGACGGAGAAAGAAGUGUGCAGGACGCUAAUAAGUCAGUGUUAUUAUUUGUUCUCCAGUUUGAAAUAUUUACGUCGUAUAAAAUACAUAUUUGAUUCUUUAUUCAAGGAUAAAGUCGUCUCAAUGCGCUAGAAGCACUGUGCCGCUUCUCCUGCUAUGUUUGCUUGUUAGUUAGCUUAGCUCGCUAGUUAGCUUAGCUUGUUAGCUGCUAACAGAAGACACAGAAGUUAUCAACACAUCGCUAAGUAGAGAGCAAGUGUGAGAGUAAAGUGUUGUGAUUGUGUGAAAAUGUCUACAUUACAAAUGUUGAGAGCGUUGGUGGAUCAGCGACUAACUGCUGCCGUUGAAGAAAUAUUUGUAGUGUUAGAAAGAACGAUAGCAGAAUAUGAGGCGAAACUUUCUAGAACAAAAGAGGAGAACUAUCAACUACUGGACGCUGUUUUCAAGAAACAUCAAGUUGUGUUACACAGAACAGAUGUCGUAGAAGAACAUCUUCCUCGUGAGCAGGAAGAAGAGUCACAGCCCCACCACAUUAAAGAGGAAGAAUAUGUACCACAUUCCCAUCACAUUAAAGAUGGAGGGGAGGAGCCACAGCCCCCCCAUAUUAAAGAGGAAGACGAGACACCACAGACCCAUAGUGUUAAACUGACCCUUCACAUUAAAGGUCAAGCGGCGGACCCACUGAUCUUACACAGCAAAAAUGAAGAGGAAGACCCACUGACCCCUCACUUUAAGGAGCAAAAGAACCCGCUGACCCUUCACAUUGAAGAGGAAAAGGAGGACCCACUGAACCCCUACUUUAAAGAGGAAGAGGAGGACCAAGAGCCGCUGCACAUUAAAGAGGAAGAGGAGGAACACCACAUCCGUCAGCCUAAAUGGUUGGAGGAGUUCCCAGUGAUUGGUGUCCCUGUGAAGAGUGAAGAUGAUGAGGUCAAAGGUGAAAGUGAGGAGAAGAGAGAGGCGGAGCCUCCAAGCAGCAGCUCAACACAACACAUGACAACAGAAGCUGAUGGAGACCACUGUGGAGGAUCACAAGCAGACAAGCUCUUAGCUCCACUAUCAGAUAGUGAGGACACAACGUCACACUCUCCUGACACUGAUGAUGAAGACUCUAAAGAUGAUAAGACAUGUCACACUGACAACACUCACUUCAAAUGUUCUCACUGUGACAAAACCUUUAAAUACCAUUGUCUUCUGGAAACACACAUGAGAUCACACACCGGAGAAAAACCUUUUAUCUGUUCACUCUGUGGUAAAGAUUUUGUACAAAGUCACAAUUUGAAAGUACACAUGAGAACACACACUGGUGAAAAACCUUUUUCUUGUUCAAUCUGUGGUAAAGGUUUUGCACGCAGUUCAUGUUUGGCAAAACACAGAAGAAGACACACCGGAGAAAAACGUUUUCUCUGUUCAAUAUGUGGUAAAGGUUUUGUAGAAAGUCGCUAUUUGAAGGUACACAUGAGAACACACACUGGUGAGAAACCUUUCACAUGUUCAAUCUGCAACAGAAGCUUUUGUGACCAAUCAAACCUUGUAGUACACAUGAGAAGACACACAGGAGAGAAAGUGGUGAGUUGCAGUGUGUGUGGUGAAAGAUUCUCUUAUAAGUACCAGUGUAAGAAACACAAGUGUGCUGGUGAGAACAGCAGCAGCAAAUGAAACUGCAGGAUUUCAAAUAAACUGUCAAGACUUUAAUUUUGACUUUCUAACAAUCAGCACAUAGAACAUGUGUGACAUUGUUGUUUGUUUAACACAAUCUUGUCAACAUGCCUCUAUAUUUAUAGAUUAGAUAUUUUGUAUUAUUUGUUUUUUUUAGUCAAGUACAUGCAUUAAUAUGCAAUCAAAGUUUGGAGUGUCAGACAAAAGCCAAUAUUGUACAUCAUCCCACAGAGAUUUACUUUGCAUACAUUCAUAAACUAAACUGUUUAUUUUGUUUCCAUAUCACAGAACGCACAAGUGUUGUAUUCAAUUGCAAAACAACAUCCUAAAAAUUAUUUUAAGUGGUCAAUUCUGUCUUUUUUUUCUUAAAUGAACUCCUUUGCUUUUGGAAGAAGGGAAACUUUCAAGAUAUGAGUAUUUUUUUGUUCCAGAGAAAAUACAGUAAAGAAUAAAUAGUAAAUAAUUAAAAAGAUGAUAUACUGUAAUUAGAAUAUUUUGAACGAAAGCCUUUUUAAUUUUUGUAUUUUUUUCCCCCCCAGCUCGUACUUAACAAUGAAAUCUUCAAAUAAUAAAAUACUUUCAUCACUCAAUAA
Messenger RNA from Entelurus aequoreus (snake pipefish), 2311 nucleotides. Its product is annotated as zinc finger protein 771-like. Gene Ontology annotation, biological process: regulation of immune system process; negative regulation of transcription by RNA polymerase II; regulation of cytokine production. The record is from RefSeq and is a predicted model, not a curated record. Gene Ontology annotation, molecular function: DNA-binding transcription factor activity, RNA polymerase II-specific; RNA polymerase II cis-regulatory region sequence-specific DNA binding. Lineage: Eukaryota; Metazoa; Chordata; Actinopteri; Syngnathiformes; Syngnathidae. Gene Ontology annotation, cellular component: nucleus. The transcript is spliced from 2 exons. Bases 348 to 1718 code for a protein of 456 amino acids.